Notolabrus celidotus (New Zealand spotty) is the source of this 2295-nucleotide messenger RNA. It is a transcript of the gene ccn2a, whose product is annotated as cellular communication network factor 2a. The coding region runs from base 248 to 1288 and encodes 346 amino acids. NCBI's taxonomy places the organism in Eukaryota, Metazoa, Chordata, Actinopteri, Labriformes, Labridae. The transcript has 5 exons. The record is from RefSeq and is a predicted model, not a curated record. Gene Ontology annotation, cellular component: extracellular matrix; extracellular region. Gene Ontology annotation, biological process: signal transduction; cell adhesion. Gene Ontology annotation, molecular function: heparin binding; integrin binding.
AAGGGAGCUGGGCUGUGCAGUCAGAACUCAGAUCAGCUCCUCUACCGAAGCUAAACUCUAGCUUUCACCAAGACAGAAAGGAAGAAGGACAACCUGUGACUGGAGCAGCGGAGAAACGCUAAGAGAAAACCAGACAAGAGAUCGACUUGAUCAGAAAAGGUUUCUCAAGCUCAGACCCUGAGACUAAAGGAAGACUUUCUCUACCAGACUUAAGGAAACUAGACUUUAUUUCUACAAGGAAGAAACGAUGUCUGCUGGGAUGAAGCAAAUUAUUUUGUUGCCUUUCCUGUGCAUCAUGCUUUCAUACACGGCUGCCGGUCAGGAGUGCAGCAGCCAGUGCUCGUGCCCCUCCACUCCCCCUCAGUGCCCCCCAGGUGUGAGCCUGGUGCUGGAUGGCUGCGGCUGCUGCAGGGUGUGCGCCAAACAGAUGGGGGAGCUGUGCACAGAGAAAGACGUCUGUGACCCACACAAAGGCCUCAACUGUGACUUUGGAGCCCCCAUCAACAGACGCAUAGGCGUGUGUACAGCUCGAGAUGGAGCCACCUGUGUGUUCGGAGGAAUGGUGUACAAGAGUGGAGAGAGCUUCCAGAGCAGCUGCAAGUACCAGUGUACCUGCUUGGAUGGAGCCGUUGGCUGUGUUCCUCUUUGCUCCAUGGACAUCCGCCUGCCCAGCCCUGACUGCCCCAUGCCAAGGCGGGUGAAGGUGCCGGGCAAGUGCUGCGAGGAGUGGGAGUGUGAUUCCCCCUACAGACACAGCUUCAUGGGCUCUGCUUUGGCCGCCUACAGAGAGGAGGAGACCUAUGGCCCAGACCCCUCCAUGAUGAGGGAGAACUGCCUGGUUCAGACAACCGAAUGGAGCGCUUGCUCAAAGACUUGUGGCCUCGGGAUUUCCACCAGGGUCACCAAUGAUAACCGUGAAUGCCGCCUGGAGAAACAGACCCGGUUGUGUAUGGUGCGACCAUGCGAGUCACAGCUGGAGCAGAGCAUUAGGAAAGGAAAGAAGUGUAUCCGCACUCCAAGACUCUCCAAGCCCAUGAAGUUUGAGAUCUCUGGCUGCACCACCACAAAGUCCUACAGGCCAAAGUUCUGCGGUGUCUGCUUGGACGGCCGCUGCUGCACCCCGCACAGAACCACCACCCUGCCCAUGGAGUUCAAAUGCCCCGACGGCCAGGUGAUGAAGAAGCACAUGAUGUUCAUCAAGUCCUGCGCCUGCCACCACAACUGCCCAGGGGAGAAUGACAUCUUCGAGUCCAUGUACUACAAGAAGAUGAUGGGAGACAUGGCAUAAAAAGCCACUGACGGACGAUCGCAGCUUAUGACUUGAAAAACAAACAGAACUCCAUCUCAUUUUGCAGCUCAGUAUCUAUGUGUAAUAUUUUAUUUUGCCAUGUUCUCAUUGUAAAAGUAGUCGAGACACUUGUGUAAGUGUCUGUGUGUUUUGUAUGGCUGGCAUCAGCCGCAUAGACUCAGACAGAGGGUUGCAUAGCAGCUCCAAGAGAUUCCUGCACUAUAACUUGUAUUUUUGACAAACCUACUGUCAGGUUUCCGCCCAUUCCCUUUGAGUCCCCUUUUACAGACCCGUCCUUUCACUGUAUUCAUUAUCCUUAUCUAAACCAUGACCCCCUUUCUAAAUGAGGUGUUUAAUAACUCCCCCUCCCUCCCUCCCCCCCUCCAAGCCCAGACCAGACCUGCAAACUCUAAGCAGCUGUAGACGGAGCACGCAGACCAAAGCAGGCCAGUGUUCCCCUAUCCAAACAGGUCUGAAUGUGUCCUUGUGUGUGUGUUUUUGUAUGUGUGUGUGUGUGUGUGUGUGUGUGUUAGCGCAGGCCUGAAUGUCAGCCUUGUCUCUGCUCACAGAGUGGAGGAAAGGUCAGAGUUUCCGCCCAGCAUGUGGAUGAGAAAGCAAGCAGCGUGCUGAGUUUAGGGUUAGAUUUGAACACAGUGGGCGUUACCACGGCACUGAGAAAAAAAAGAAGACAUGUUGACGUUUACUGACUCAGGUCAGGAGGAAGAAAGCAAGUGUCAAUAAGAACAAAAUGUCUAUUUUGUACAAAAAUAGAAGAAAAGACUGGAAGAAUUAUUUCAUUCCUUUUUUAUUGUUGAUGUGUAAAUUAUGUAUAUAUUUGUACAGUUUAAGUUAAUUUAAAGCCAAAUUUGUUCUGUGCUUCAAAAUGUAUCAAUAGUGUAUUUUUUUUUGUCGACAGUAUUUUUUACUAUUUUAUUGAGAAGUGUGACAAAAAUGUUACAUGUUUCACCUUGUAGUUGGAAAUAAAUUGUUAUAUUUUUUUAUACAAA